AGCAACUGCUCGUUAUUUUACAUUUGCCCACUCAUAAAGGAAGGAAACGAUACCAGCAGUCAUAUUUUGCUUAACAUCGAUUAACCGUUAUAGCUAGUAUGGCGAGGAAAAGGGACGCAGAUGAAUAUGAGGUGGAACGUAUAAUUGGACGGCGAAUCUCCCUUCAGAGAGGUGUCGAGUACCUGGUGUUUUGGAAAGGGUACAGGAUAGAGGACGCAAGUUGGAUAGAUGCCAAGGAAACACUGAACUGCAAGGAGGAAGUCGAAAAUUUUGAGAAGAAGUGCAGCGACAUGCGCCAAGGAAUCGGCUUACCCAGACCAAUGUCUGUUGACCGGUUCGAGAACAGGGGAAUUGCGAGUAUCGUGGACGAGGCACUCGAUGCGUUUGCUAAUAAUCUUUCGGUGUUUGGUGCUCAGGAUGUCGAUGCAGAAAAUGGCAAAAGUACCAGUCAGGCUAAUGCGCUAAAUAAACGAGGGGCCAAGUCCAUGAAUAGGAUUCGCCGUGGUAUGUGGGGGGCCACUCAUGGAUGGAGCAGGGUCAAUAGUGCAUCCUGGUCGCCUACCUGUAUGAUCAAAAAUAUCAAAGGCAUGUUGGCCGAUCCUUCACUUCGCCGUUACUUUUUGGUGACUUGGAGUGAUGGACAGGUUACUUGGGAAUCACUAGCAACGUCCGCCAGCCUGUUGGAUGUUCUGGAGAAGUACGAGCUGGCGAAAGAUCUCAGGUCCAGGAAGACACUAUGUCGAACCCUGCGCAAUUCUGCUCAUAGCAAGGAGUCACACAUGAGGUCCCUCUCAGAUGAGGAAAAUGCCAUACCUCAGAGCAAUUGCAACCCUGGAGACACAUCUUCCAAUGAAUGGGGUGGCAAAACGAAGGCUCUGGCAGAUACUCUUGGCCAAUAUGGAAGCUCUCUCUCACAUGCCGAAAGGCAGGAACUAGCAGGCAUUUCGGAAGCGGUUGAGCCUAUGGAUGUCGAGGAGGUACUGGCUUCAGGCACGAUUAGCCCCAGGAUCCCGCCAAAGGACUCCACCCCACUAGUGGGUAUGCCGGAUUGGUCUGGGGAUAUUUUGAGCAAGUCGAGUAUUAGGAGCGGAAAGCAGAUUAGGCACAUGGUCGGCGUUUUGCGUAGAUCGCCUAACAAUGUGGAUGCACGCAGUAGAUAUCUGGAGCAUAACAGGCUCGAUAUGGAUAGCGAUGGCCGAUACCUGGCUUUGCACUUUGAGCAAGCGGCAGUAAUCUUGGAACCACCAAAUGACAAGACGGUUGUCGUCCAGGCCAUCCCAGACCCUUGCUCAGAUCGCCAAGAGUUCAUGUACUGGUUGUAUGCAUACAAAAGGUACAGAGACCGGUGUGCAAUCGACAUGCGUGGAUGGUGGAGGUGGGUGAGUCGUCCAGGAGACUGUCUAAUGAAUGCUGUGAGCACGAUCAACCCAUCGUCAUUUUCGGUGAGCGCUGGACUCUCCGAUUUGGAGGUUGAGCGAGUCGAAUGGCUCCUGACUGCGUGGAAGGCGUCCAAGCCAGUUGUGUUCAAUACGAUCAGAAGAGUCCGCUUCAUGAAUACUGUGGCAGCUUUCAUUUCGGCAGCUACUGCUACACAGCCAGUUCGUGAGAUGUGCAGUUCCGGUGCUUCCGCAGGCGCUUGUGGCAUGGUUCCCUACCUGAUUAUCGCCCCACAUACUGAUAUCUCUGCCUGGUCAGCUAUCUUUAGGGCAGUCGCACCUAAUGUUGUUGUUGGCGAGCUGUACGGCGAUGAGGGUACCGUGGAAAUGCUACUUAAGCAUCUGGUGUUCCGCGGAUAUGGAAAAGGGGAGCUGAGCCCAGCGCUUUCAUGCCAUGUUGUUAUCGCAGACUUCGAGGCGAUAAAGAACGACACUGUGGCCAGCCUGUUACGCUCAACCAAAGUCUUUUGGCAGAGCAUCAUAACAUACGACGCGUUCCUGAAGGGCGAGUCAUUGCGUGACUGCUGGGAUCUGGUGGGUCGGCUCCAUUCGCGCCAGUACAUACUUAUUGGAUCUUCACAACCACCACAGAGCGUUUAUGACUUGUUUUCGCUAGCGCAUUUCCUUGAGCCAAAUCGGUACUCUACUGAAGAGUCGCUUCGGGACCACUUUGACUUGACUGACGAUCCGACAAGGGAGAAUAUUGUGAAGUGUGCAAAAAUGUUUGCGCUCAAGCAGGUCGUAGAAAAGUUGAAUACUGAUAUGGCAGCCUGCGCUGCCAUCUCGGGCAGCCGGCAGCGUCCAGAUGGUCACCAACGGUCGACUCCACCACUACCACCAUCUCCCAGUUCGUGCAAGUCGACAGCAGCCGAUUUUCGCGACGCGUCACGUAGCAGUACUUCAGCGUCGAUGUCUGCACAGCGUGCUAGCGAUCCGCAGAAUCCAGCACACUCAAAGGGCAGGCACUAUGCCUCGCGAAAACCAUCACCAGUGAUCAACACUCCAGCAACCCCAGUGCCUGUUGCAUACUCGAAAUCUAAGCCGUCCGCUGCGUCUUCUUCAAUCAGUAUGCACAACAUGCACUACUUCGACCUCGUUGUCCCCGUAGGUAUGACAGCAUGGCAGCGUCAGCUGUAUCAGGCAAUCAUCCGAAAGAGCAUGGCGUCCAUUCAGCUGGUAGGGCAGGUUAUCAUUAUGAUGCGGCAAAGCAGCCUAGAUGAUGGUCAGCGCAACAAGUGUUUAGCCGAGCUCAAGCGCCAACUGACUCCCAGUUGCAGCACAAACUCCGAACACGCAGCUGCCCAUCCUAGCACCAAUCAGUCGGAGGGCAAGCCGGGCGCUCAUGCAGCCAGCGUACUCAUGGAUAUUCUUGUCGAGGCCCUGAAGUCGACUAGCUACCCGCAUCUUAUCAGCAACACCGGAGUCUCGCCCAAUUCAGAUCCUGAGCAUCGCAAUGUCCUGGUUGAGUCUUCAGCCAAACUCGGCCUGCUUGACCUGCUGUUGCCAGGCUUGCUUGAACAGAGGCGGCGCGUAGUGAUAUUUGUGCAGCACCUUCGGACGCUUGAUAUUAUCAGCAAGUACCUGGCUAGUUCCCGUAUCGACCAUUUGCGAAUCGACAGCAGCCUUCGGCAGAGCGCUAGUCAAGAGCGUGCUGAUCUUUCCAACACAAAACAUUCCCCUGUCGCAAUUCUCAUCUCGUCGACGAUGUUCGAAUCAUAUGCACCAAAUCCUAUCACCGCUGAUACCGUCGUCUUCUUUGACAGCAGUGUCGAUGCUGGAGUAGACCGUGUGGCGUUGGGGCGUGUGACGGGUGCUGGCCAGUCCAAAUUCGUAUGGGUGCUUCGGCUGGUAGCAAGGGAUACAGCUGACGAACAUAUAGUUUGCCAUCAGCUGCGUGCAAAGAGCGGGUCUCCGGGCGAUGACGGCUCCGAGUCAGAUGUCGUCCGUCUGGGUGAAGCAAUCGUAUCUGCCCUAGGUACCAAUGCAGCACAAGUGCUCAGCAGUUCCUAUGUCAAUCAGACAAACGCUGACAGCGAGAUGGUUAGCGCAGAGCGUGCGGAGAGGAUACUUGACUGCUGCGUACAGGCAUCAGGGCUGCAUCAUGGUGCUCAGUCUAGCUUGCUGGGGAGAAGUGCCAACACGCAAUCGGUGUCAAUAUGUGAGCUGCCAGAUUCGUGGAUUCUCUCAACCGAUAAUAUGCCGGUGCAUGUUGCUACUGGACGCCCGAUCGAGUUCCAUGCUGUGAAGCCGAAACCAGAUACUGGCGCAGGGGUGGAAUCACCAGACCUACUGAAGAGCAAAGCGACCAAACGCAAGGCAAGCGAAGCAGUGGCCAUCUCCAGCAGCGUUGAUGCAGCUGUGUCUGGGACUGACGGACGGUCCAAACAGCUCAAGCUGGCACCUUCGACGACGACUGUCCAGGGGAUGAUGGCCGCGAUGAUCCAGCUCCCUGUAUCGGACCCAGGUUUGCCUCUAUCUCAGGAAUUGGUUACUGUCUACCCAGAGGAGCUGCCUCUUAUCAUGGAGCUCUUUGCUGCCAGGCUGACCGAGCUUUACAUUUUGCACACACGUUCUCAGAAACGUGCACUUUCUGAAGACGAGAGCAGGGCUAUCGAGCACCUGUUUGACGAGAUGUUCGAUAAGGACUUGCGCAAACCGAUGGCAAACACUGUUGAUACCACACCCAGCCUCUUCUUUCCAAUUUUGACAAAUCUCUCGAUAGCGCCAGGCGAAUACCCUAUGCCCUCCCAGCCUCGGCUCAGCGACGAGUGUCCUGCGUGCCGUGGACGUCCACAUGACGCUACAUUCUGCCCAACAAUUUGCGACCCAGCGUUCAUCCAGGGGCCUUGGUAUUUGACGCAGUAUACCUGGUACUACUUGAGCAGCGCGGAAGGAGCGGCUGUCAAUGCUCGCAACAUCAGGCGCCACCCUGAGUUCGCUGUCGAUGCUCGCCCAUUUGUUACCUUGGCCCGGCUCCAGUUGCACCUUCCUCUGACCCCUCAGAAUGACACUAUGGAGCUGUCGUCAGAUCUUUGCUUGGAGAGGUAUGCUGCUGUAUGCCAGGAAAUCACAGAGAAUUGUGCGACGAUCGUGGACGAACUAGCAAUCAGCGAUGUGGCUACACUGGGGCGCUCGUUGAACGAGCUCAAGGGCAUGCGGACUCGUUUGAUCCAGCUGACCCGUGCCAACGCUACCAAACAGUUUGGCGAUAGUUACGUGCCCAGUUGUGCCAUAGCGGGCUCAAGUCGUCAGAUUCUGGAUUUGAAGGGACUGAUGACGUGUUGUGACUGUCUGUCAAUCAAGAUUCGGCGUACUGAGGCCCGCAUUGCAAUUAUACAGGCACCAUUGCAGGCUUCGGUUGCUCCAGCCAGUUUCUCAGAAGUAGCUAUGGAUGCUGCUUUGUCUCCAAUUGGGGCAGUCCCUAGCUUCGAUCCUGAAAUGAGAGGGCGACUCUCCAAAUGCUUCCAACUGUGGGGUCUGCUCUUGGCAAUCCGUAAGAAGGGUAUGAGGCUGAGUUCCAAAGACUGCGCUAUCAUGGAUGAUCUCGCCAAGGCUGUGCGCAACUGUACUGGUGUUCUGAAAACCAGCAUUCAAGGUACGCCUAGCUCUCGAACAACACUAAACGCCGUCUACAGCUUGUACCAACACGCCGCCAAAACCAGCGCCUCCGACCCCGCCGUAUUUCAGGAGGAGCUUAUGAGAUUGGUUCAUUCGUUCCUUGAGCAAUUGGGCACUCAGAAAGCACCGGCUAGCCACAGCGACGCCACACCAGCAGAGAAGUCAUGGCCAGCUACAGACUCUGCAGUACUUGUGUCUCCAGAACCAUAUGCACCCAGAUCGACAGCAGCACCUAUCUCAAUGCAUGUGUCGGCCCCUGUUUUUGCGGCAGUGCUCACUUCAGCUACUACGUCUGCUUCAAUACUGAGGUCUAUUCCUGAUGGAGUUGCCACUGCUCAUCGACGUCAGCCCCUGUGGCAAACUCAAAAUCCGCGUCGGGUCCAGUUGCUAUUUCCAUCCCAGCCUCCUCUGCUUCAGAUUCCUCCCUGGCAUCACGAUUUGUUGCUAUCACCCCCGACGCUUGCACUAGCACAAAGAUCCGAUGCUGCUAUGCUUGCAAAUCGUCCUGUCGCAUUACCAGCUGUCACAGUAGAUCCUGGGAUUGCUGUCUCGGAAUCGGUGUCUAUGUCUGUCCAAGUGGCUACACCUGUUCAGGGAGCUGUUGCUACUACGCCGGUGCAGUCAUCGGUAGAAUCGCCAUACAUAGCACCGCAUUCGCAUGUCAGUUCGUCGGUAUCUGCAUCCGCUAUGCCACUAGCGAUAUCUGGCCCAAUGGACAUAUCAUGUCAGCCAGUGCUCCCGUGUGGUACUGUUGGUUCUAGCUCGCUCAUUCCUAGCCCCGGCACACCUGCUGUUGCCCAAAUUGGCUGGCCAUCAAUGGCCAUGGCAAGCUCAUCCUCGAAUCCUUCGGUGGACAUAGCUCCGUGCACGACGUCCAAUCCAUCUGGUGUCUAUAUCCAGCAGCCAGUUGUAGCGACAGCGCAGGUACAUCGAACGCGAACACCCAGCGUGGAUAAUAUGCAUUAUUCGAGAGCGUCCACUGCUACUCCCUCAUUUAUGGAUGCUGAUACCCACGCAUUGCUGACUCCUUUGCAUGCAUCGACACCACAGCAGCCUUCACUUGUCCACAGAUCUUCGGUAGCCACGGUUCAGUCAGUUGUAUGGCCGGCAACGAGCAAGCCCCAGUGUCCAGCCGCUUUGAGCCCGUUUUCUCUGGAUGCUAGUCCGGCAUCCCCUGCAUUCCCAGGUGCAUUUACCUAUGGCAGCAAUACCUACAGCCAGUAUCAGGCUGGGUUGCAGGUCGCUAAUCUGCAGCAGGCAGGAGAGCAGAUUGUUGGGCAACAGCAACAGUGGCAGCUUGAGCAGCAGCAAUAUGAGCAGCAAAUGGUACAGCAAUGGGUUGACAGCCACAUUGAGCACAAUCGUCUGCAGGUGAUAUUACAGCUUCAGCAACUCUCUACUAAGAUGAGAAUCCAAUACCUUCAAGAGGCCAUUGCACCCUACAGACAAUAA
Messenger RNA from Linderina pennispora, 6506 nucleotides. RefSeq lists its product as uncharacterized. Gene Ontology annotation, biological process: negative regulation of transcription by RNA polymerase II; chromatin remodeling. Gene Ontology annotation, cellular component: nucleus; HDA1 complex; chromatin. Bases 99 to 6506 code for a protein of 2135 amino acids. The record is from RefSeq and is a predicted model, not a curated record. Gene Ontology annotation, molecular function: chromatin binding; ATP hydrolysis activity; DNA binding. The transcript is spliced from 6 exons. NCBI's taxonomy places the organism in Eukaryota, Fungi, Kickxellomycota, Kickxellomycetes, Kickxellales, Kickxellaceae.